AUGUUGGCUCGCUCAAUCAGGGCUACUCGCCUAGCACCGCUCAGGUUGUUCAGGACCGUUACCACGGACGCUGCGUCUUCGUAUGCGGAUAAGAGUUCUGUUCCCACAGUCGGUUUCCCCCCCUUCACUACGAUAGUUGGCAAGGGGUGGUUGGGCUAAUUGAUGUUAUGGCCUUUUUUAGGAAGACGACAAGCAAUUCACUGUCAACCUUUCCAGCGAGAGUUUCGAAAGCUACCUGAUUGAUGGCCCAAGUACUGAGUUGAAUGUAUCAAAGAACGAACUUAAGAAGAUGUACUUUGAUAUGGUUACUAUCCGGUGAGCACAAGCCUUGCCUUAUUUCUUUCUUGAGAGAUCCCGAAAUUUGGUUUCUGGAUGUUCCCCAGUAGCGCGACAGUCGGAUUCGGGGUGGGGUGGUUGUCAAAGCUUUCGGGUACUCGGGUCCAGGAUCAGGAAUUUACCCCGUCAUGUUUUCUUGUUUUUUUGUUUCCUACUUCGCAAUAGUGAAGCGGCGGUUUGCCCGAGCUACUGACGGGUUAGGAGUAUAGGCGAAUGGAGAUGGCAGCCGAUAAGCUUUACAAGGAGAAGAAGAUCCGUGGUUUCUGCCACUUGUCUACGGGACAGGAAGCUGUUGCCGCCGGUAUCGAGCAUGCUAUCACUCCCGAUGACCAGGUUAUCACUGCCUACAGGUGCCAUGGCUUCGCUCUUAUGCGCGGCGCUUCUGUUAAAAGUAUCAUUGCUGAGCUUCUUGGCCGAAGAGAGGGUAUCGCUUAUGGAAAGGGCGGCUCCAUGCAUAUGUUCACCAAGGGGUUCUAUGGUGGGAACGGUAUCGUUGGUGCGCAGGUCCCUGUUGGCGCUGGAAUAGGGUUUGCGAUGAAGUACUUGGGAAGGCCGAAUACUACUUUUGCUCUGUAUGGCGAUGGCGCUUCCAACCAGGGUCAGGUCUUCGAGGCGUACAAUAUGGCUAAGCUCUGGGAUAUUCCGGUAAUUUUCGCAUGCGAAAGUAUGGUUACCCGCGGAAAGUUAGAUCCGAUAGCGCAUAUUAUUGAUAUCUGACUGACCAUGCGGACGAAUAGAUAACAAGUACGGAAUGGGCACCUCUGCGAACAGAUCUUCUGCUCUGACCGACUACUACAAACGUGGACAGUAUAUCGCUGGAUUGAAGGUUAACGGAAUGGACGUCCUUGCCGUUAAACAGGCGAGCGCUUAUGCUAAGGAACAUACCAUUUCUGGAAAGGGUCCGAUGGUUAUGGAAUUUGUCACCUACCGUUACGGUGGCCACUCAAUGUCCGAUCCUGGUACCACUUAUCGUACACGUGAGGAAGUUCAGCACAUGCGUUCUACCCACGACCCAAUCCAGGGUCUUAAACUGAAGAUCUUGGAGUGGGGGAUUGUCUCUGAGGAGGAGUUGAAAGCGCUUGAGAAACAGGCUAGGACAUUUGUGGACAAAGAGGUCCAGGAAGCCGAGGGGGCACCUGUGCCAGACGCUACUCAAAAGACUCUCUUUGAGGACAUCUACGUCCCGGGAUCGGAACCGGAGUUCUUGAAGGGCAGAACGCUUGAAGAGACGUAAGUUGCCGUUGUAGACUCCCCAAAAGAAUACGAAUCUGCCUCGUCGACUAACUUUUUUCCACAGUCAUUACUACAGGGCGUAGAUUUAUCUAUUUUAUUAUGGCGAGACGGAUGUCGUUCGGUUUGAGUUAGUACUGUAAUUUACUUAGAAUCGGAUGCUCUUUUUAUUUUAUUUUUCAUUUUCGUUUUCUUUCCCCUCUUUCUUAGAUGUUGCCGCGUUGAGGCUUUCGUGGUCUGCAGGGCUCUUUGAGAAGGCGAGUUUUAUCAUGCUUUUGAUGUCCCCCCUUGCUCAUUUAGCUCUGGGGAGUGCUUUGUAGUGCUAGAGAGCGAUACGAUAUCCGCCUUGGUCUAUGUGACAGGCUGGUAGAGUCUAGGCCGAAAGUAAGGAAGGAAAACUCCUAAGCCCGGUGCAUUUACAAG
Messenger RNA from Tuber aestivum (summer truffle), 1989 nucleotides. The record is from the annotation of a GenBank genome assembly. Lineage: Eukaryota; Fungi; Ascomycota; Pezizomycetes; Pezizales; Tuberaceae.